GUGAGUCGACGGCAAUUCGGCAUUCAGCGCGAGUGAGUCGCCGUUUGGUUCGCCGCUGACUGUCAGUUGGACCGACGCCGACAGAGGCAAACACGUUCGUUGUCGAGAAGUUUGUCGCGCAUAGACACGCAUUGUGCGAAAAAGUUUGGUCAAAGUUACCGGUUGACAGGAGGCAGCCUCCGUCUAUUGUUUGUUUACGUUUUAUUUUACAAUCGUUACCAUUUCGACAAACAACGAUCGACUAUCAGUUUCUCUGUAUUAUACACGCAAAACAAUGCAACGAAAAGUGAGAGUGGUCUCGUCCUCGUCGUUUCUUCGCUUCGCUAGCACCGUUCGUAAGACGUGAAUCACCUGGCGUGGCAAAUUUUAUCCACACAAACAACAGUGUCGAAGGUCCUGCCGCUGGCUAACGUUGAUACUAAAGUCUGCUGGUGCCGCUUAUUCUACGGCAAAAACGGGGCGGUUGAAAGACGAUUUUUAAGCCAUCGUGAUAACAUACCAUACAUGUGUGUAUAGCAAAAGCCAAUUACGGGGAUGUAUUUUGUCUGUUGUGACAAGUGAAUGAGAAGAUAAUAAGUGCGGUAGUCUUGUAAAAGGGUUUUUUGCUGUGUCGGCGUUCGAAUACGGGACAUAUUCAACUAACGAACGGACAUUACCGUUUUAGUCCUGGCCAACAACUCUCGCAUGUUGUCGAUGCCAAUCGUUGAAAAGCCGCAUCGUAGUGACAAUUCGGUUAUUCUAUUUAACCCCAAACUUACGUUACGCGCCGCGGUGGGUAAUUUGAGGUUAAGGAAGCGACGUCGGGUGAUUAAUAACUCGAUCGGAUUUGGAAUAUCUGUCGAUUAUACCAGUCGAUAAGGGACAAACGGAUAAAGCGAAAGCCGUGAGAGCAGUAACGGGUCGAAACCGUAAAAGUUCGGAGUAGAACGAACAGAGCGCGGUGAAGUGACCAAGAGACGAAGAAGAAGAAGAAGAAAAGAUGUCGGUGGAGAACCAAAACGGCACCGCGACUGCCGUCCCAUUGCAAACGAAUGGGAUAAAAUCUUCGAUAACUAGCAUAUCGACUACCUCGUCGUCGGUCGCCUCGGUUGGCGGCCGGACGAUACCGAACAACUCGUCCUACCUUUACAGCACGAGCUCGGUACUGAAUCGCGAAAAAACUCGUCAAGCACCGCCCACCUUGCCAAAGUACACGUCGAGCUUCAAUGCCGGGACUAACGGCAAUGCCGAAAGACUCGCCAGGGAACGAGAGUCCGGCGGCAGCUACCGACUCGCCAGUUUGGACAGACUGGCCCUCAGACAAAGGAUAUUGGAGGGCGAGGGGAAGCCGAACGGCGACGCCGCAUCGACGAUCCAGACGAAGCGCGAGCUCUUCUUCAAAGCUGAGAGCGGCAGUCUCCCGUCUUCUCCGUCGGUGCCGCCGCCUCAACCUCCGACCGCCGCGGCGACCGGAACGACGUUGACGUCGAGUGUACCUCCAAGCGUAGCGCCUCCUUCAGCACCCACGAAAGCAAGGUUGCCGCAAACCAGCGUCACUCUCAACCAGAAUGACUCCGAGGACAGCAACAAACGCGAGUCAGCGAACAACAGGUCGGCCGACAGCAAGGACUCGAGGUCCGCGCCGACGACUAAACCCAAGGAACUCGACGGUUACGUAGGAUUCGCCAAUCUUCCAAAUCAAGUAUACCGGAAAGCCGUGAAGAAAGGAUUCGACUUCACGCUUAUGGUUGUCGGUGAAUCUGGUCUUGGGAAAUCGACUCUCAUAAACUCCAUGUUCUUGGCUGAUAUAUACAGCACUGAGUACCCUGGUCCGAGUCUUCGAGUGAAGAAAACUGUCGCUGUUGAAACCAGCAAAGUUCUUCUCAAAGAAAAUGGAGUAAACUUAACCCUGACCGUAGUGGAUACACCAGGAUUUGGUGAUGCCGUUGACAAUAGUAAUUGCUGGGUACCUGUCAUUGAAUACAUUGAGUCCAAGUAUGAAGAGUUUUUAAACGCGGAAUCUCGCGUGACAAGAAAACAGAUUGCAGAUAGUCGAGUUCACUGCUGUCUCUACUUUGUGGCUCCAUCCGGUCAUGGAUUAAAACCGCUGGAUGUAGAAUUCAUGCAACGCUUACACGACAAAGUUAACAUUAUUCCAGUUAUCGCCAAAGCAGAUACAAUGACACCAGAUGAAUGCGCACAUUUUAAAAAACAAAUAUUGAACGAGAUCGCUCAGCACAAAAUUAAAAUCUACGAAUUCCCAGAAGAUGAGGAGGAAGAAGAAAGUAAAUUACACAAAGUAUUAAGGGAUAGGGUACCGUUUGCUGUUGUUGGAGCAAAUACCGUCGUCGAACAAGACGGUAAAAAGGUUCGAGGACGGAAGUAUCCGUGGGGUGUUGCCGAAGUUGAAAACCUUGAACACUGUGACUUCAUAGCGUUGCGAAAUAUGGUGAUUCGAACGCAUCUUCAGGACCUCAAAGAUGUGACAAAUAACGUUCACUAUGAGAACUUUAGAUGUCGAACCCUGGCUGGUCUUGGUGUUGAUGGCAAACCGACGAGGAUUUCAAACAAGAAUCCUCUUGCUCAAAUGGAAGAGGAAAAGCGAGAACAUGACAACAAGAUGAAAAAAAUGGAAACUGAAAUGGAACAGGUAUUCGAGAUGAAGGUCCGUGAAAAGAAACAAAAGCUCAAGGAUUCUGAGACUGAUCUACAGCGGCGGCACGAGCAAAUGCGGCGUUCAUUAGAGCAGCAAGUGCGCGAACUUGAAGAAAAAAGACGAGCAUUUGAGUCCGAAAAAUUAGGCUGGGAGCAACAGACUGGACAUAGCAUCGAAGAGCUUCGCAGACGCAGUUUAGAGGCUAACUCCAAAGAGGCCGUCGACGGCAAGGACAAAAAGAAUAAGAAGAAAGGCCUCUUCUAAUCGUACCAUCUCAGACAUAGAACUGUAUGCUUAAAAGAAUAGUGAAUGUACCAGUACCUUUUAGAUACAAUCUCCCGAGUUUGUGAACUUUGGACAUUUCCUGAUCCCUUUAUACUCGAAGAAAAAAAAACAGAAUUCUAUGUCGCUUAUGAUUUUUUAGUUUGAAAAAUUUUGACAAAACUCAACUUUUAUAAUUCACAACUGUUCCAGUUAUUACAUAUUCGAAACACUAUUGUGCUGAAAAGAUCCUCCCUCUUUUCUAUAAAUGGAAUCACGAAUGUGGAGUUUGGAAUUUUGUAACUUUGAGGUACAGGAAUGUAACAGUAUAAUGAGUCAUCACUUCUUAAGUACGUCCAACAUUUAACACAAGUUAUACAAAACUUAUCGGCGAACCAGAAAUGUCUCGUCAACUUCUGAUAGCAGAAGACGAAUGAAUGUUCAUUGUCAGUAUUGCUGCACGCUAACUAUUUUACUAUAAAAUACAUGAGAUAUGGUUUUCAUUAUUGCAAGGUGGGUUUAUUGAGUGAUACGAAGAUGCAUAAAUAACUUGAAAAUUGAUUAUUCUACCUAGAAGCGAACGUUGUUUCGUCAUAACCUUGACUUCAGUAUCUAAAUGUUGUAAUCAUCUAAUCAUUGUCCAACAAACAAAAUUUGUAACUUUGAAUUGGUUAUCAAGAUUCAAUUUUUUGUUACAUAAAAUCAAUCUUGUCUGUAGCUGCUGAGCUGAUGAUUGCCAAUAAUUCAGUAUUUGUAAAAACUACAAUUCUACAUAUAAAUUGAAUAAAUUUAUGUAUCAUGUUUACUGGCGCAAAGAUUAACCAUUUGACUCGAUUGGAAAUACGUAUUUUCGCGAGUUGACUAUAUUGUUCAAAUGAAAACUGAAGUAAAAUAGAAAUUGUAUAAUUUGAUUUAUAUCUUUGUAGCCAAAAUAGUGGCCAUAUAUAUUUAUGUAUAAAUGAUGAAUUUUAAUCGUGUAAGCGUAAAAUAUAUCAAAGAGAGUCAGACAAGUUGGAAAUACCUAUGUAGUAAAAUUAGUGUAAUAGAUUUCACGUUUUCAGACAGUGUGUUCAUUCCAUAUAUUAUAAUAAUUUACUGUCCCGUUAUCGAAAUGUAAUUCACGCAUAAGUCAAUCUUUGUUGAUAAUUUUUUUUUUCCAUAUUACAUUUCCCAGUAAUUGUAUCAAAAUAUGAUUUUCAAUCCCUUUUUUUUUUUAUUAAAUUUGCUUCGUAACAGGGCAGUAAAUUUUUAUGUAUGUAUAACGAAUUAUAAAUAAUUCAUUCAAGCCUUACACACUGUUUGAAACGUCAAGUGUACCUAGUUAAAAAUAAUUAAGCUACUUUUGUGCCAAGAUGAAAUUGAAAAAUUUUGUAACGCAAGCGAGCGGUUUUUCGCGUUUGUUAAGCAAGUCAUGAAAUUCCUCAGUGAAAUUCAUAAUUUAUUUGAUAAAAAAAGCCCCACGCUACAUUCCUAUUUUGUACGCAUUUUCUAGCAAUUGCUAUUUCCAUCGACUCGAUGCCAUGUUUUAAGUAGAGAGUGAAAACAAAAUAUUCUAACUCCAUGAUAAUAAAGUAUUUGAAAAGAAUUCACUGCAAGUCGCAACUUCAAGAACCAUAUAACAAUUUCGUACAAUUUGUUAAGUGAUUCAUUUGUUUCAAUCCAUCACAUUGUCACCGGAAAUUUUUAAGGAGAUUAAGGGGAUUGGGAAGAAAAACAUCUCGCGGCGAGAUGUUGACGUACAAACUAAAAAUUUGUUUAAUUUAAUUAAAUCAUUGUGACCGAUGGUCAAAGAUUUUGUACAAAACUGGAUAAGCUGUUUUCGACGAAUUUUACUCUCUGAUUAAUCAUACGUUAAUAAAAAUAUUUUUUGUAUGAAAACGGAUUUAUCCAAGUUUCAGAAUUGAAUAUUGUAACUCUGAUGAAGUUUUUGCUCUGCUAUUGCGAGUAAUGUAUGUACUGGACCGCAAUCUUAAUAUUCGAGCAGAAAUCCGUUUAAAAUUGAAUUCAAACGUGUAUCUUUUAUGAAUUUUUUCGCUUACAGAGGAAAGUAUGAUUAGCAUUUGUAUUUAUUUUUACAAUUCAUCAGAGUAUUUACAAACGAUUUAUAUAUAUAUUUGCAUACGUACCGAAGAUUAUUGCGAGAGAAAAAUGAAAACUUCAUAAAGUUCAUGAAACUUGCAUAAUGCAAUUUAUUUUUAAUAUUUAAGAAAUUAUCAGUUAUUCGUACAUAUUCAAACACGACCACAAUCGCAGAAUUUUUAAUUUACAGUCGUAGUCGUAAAGAAUUGACAUUACUUAGUAUUUAGCUGUGGAAUAAUUUACAGAGAAAAAAAAGGACUAGCUGCCGAUGCGUAUGUCUAUUUUAUCAGCCAGGCUUAUGCUCGAUAGAAUACGGCGUUAAAUGAAAAAUAUUGUUACGAAUUGUGUAACUAUAUUGAUUACAAAUCGAGAAUGGUAAUUAUAUUUUGCCGUGCCAUAGAUGAAAGGAACAACGCUGCCGACGCUACUUUUAGACAAAUUGAAUAAUGAUUGAAUCCGUAAUUAUACUAUAGUAAUUAUAAUUAUGUAUCAAGUAAAUUAUGUAUAAAAAAGACAAUCAAAUGAU
Messenger RNA from Neodiprion virginianus, 5501 nucleotides. RefSeq names its product septin-7-like (gene pnut). Gene Ontology annotation, molecular function: GTPase activity; molecular adaptor activity; GTP binding. NCBI's taxonomy places the organism in Eukaryota, Metazoa, Arthropoda, Insecta, Hymenoptera, Diprionidae. The record is from RefSeq and is a predicted model, not a curated record. The coding region runs from base 980 to 2899 and encodes 639 amino acids. Gene Ontology annotation, cellular component: cell division site; septin ring; microtubule cytoskeleton. The transcript is spliced from 9 exons. Gene Ontology annotation, biological process: cilium assembly; cytoskeleton-dependent cytokinesis.